CCCGCGCCGGGUGCCAUGGGCUGCAACAUGGUGCUGGAGUGGCUGCGGGGUCUGCAGCUCGGGCAGUACGGCGAGUCCUUCCUGGACAACGGCUACGACGACCUGGAGGUGUGCAAACAGAUCGGGGAGCCGGACCUGGACGCCAUCGGGGUGCGGGCUGCGGGGCACCGGCAGCGCCUGCGGGCGGCGGUGGGGCGGCUGCGGGCGGAGGGGGAGGGGGCGGGGGGGCCCGGGACGGUGCUGUACUUCACGCUGGAGCCCCCCGGCCCAGCCCCCGCCCACCGGGUGCUGGAGGAGUACGAGUCCCGGCUCAGGAGCCUGAGGUGGAGGCGACCCCCGGACGCCAGAGCCCCCCCCGAGCCCCGCACCCCGCACCCGCACCCGCACCCGCACCCGCACCCCAGCCCCCGCCUGGUGCUCUACCCCAAACUCAAGCUGAAGAUCAUGAUCAGGGACAAGCUGAUCCGGGACGGCAUCAACAUGAGCAAACCCCCCUACUCCAACAAGGACGGAUCACUGGGUAAUAUUGACGACCUGGCUCAGCAGUACGCAGACUACUACAACACCUGCUUCAGUGAUGUGUGUGACCGAAUGGAAGAGCUACGCAAGCGCAGGGUCUCUCAGGACUUCGAGCUGGUAAACGAUCUUGAAUCAGAAAAGCCUGACACCAGUCCAACGUCCUUACAGCUGCGAUCCCAGAUUGAAGAAUCACUUGGCCUGGGGAGUGCACUGUCAACGCCAGAGUCUGAGAGAAAAGAUUCCAUUUGCAAGUCAAGCUCAGAAGAGGGGUCAAUAGGAAACAGCGACUUGAAAAAGAAAAACAAGUCCUUUUGGCAGAGUUUCCGUAAACCACAGAAGGGAAAUGUAUCGCGACAGACUUCUAAAGGGGAAGAUAUUGGCUUUGUAGCCAGUGAAAUUACAAUGAGUGACGAGGACCGCAUUCAGCUAAUGAUGAUGGUGAAAGACAAGACAAUAACCAUAGAAGAGGCACUUGCUAAGCUGAAAGAAUACGAGUGUCACAACAAGCAUUCCAGCAGCGUGGACUCAGGAGACUGGGCAGGUGGAACCAACCUGCCUUUAGAUGAGUCCUCUAAUUGUAACUCGCGGGAACAGUCUGACGAUGAAAUCGAAGAGGUGGCGAAGUUUGGGAGGCUGCACAAGUUGGUUUCCUCAAAGCGCAGAGUGAAAAAGAAGUUAAUUAAAGUAGAGGAAGUCAAGAUUUUAUCUGCUGAAGAAGAUGCAUGUGAAGGAAUACACAAACUGAUGAGCUCUCCCUGUGACAAAAGAUCUGUGAAUUAUUUAGGAUCAGGAACCCUCAGAAAGCAGCUGUAUUUGGACGAGACGUUACAGAGACAGUGCCAGGGUGACCCCUCACCCUUUGAGACCAUCACCCCAUCGCCGUCUUCCAGCAGCCUUGACGCAUGGACCGAGAGGAAGCUGGUGAAGACCUUUCACAUGACAGGGAAUCAUACCCUUGUACGACCGCCAAAGAAAGCGGGGAAAGGGUCCUCUUGCUCUGAGCGCAGUGAGGAAAAACCACUAAAGGUGUCUCGCUCUAUGACUGAUAGUGAAAUGAAAAAGGCCCUCCAUUCACAGAACCACGCGAGAACAUGUAGCUUUGGAGGGUUUGAACUGCCCGGUCGGAUUCCUCACAACGGAAGUGCUGGUCCAGAUAAAACCUGUCUUUGUAAAGAAGGAGAUGGUGGUCACAGAGCAGAGGCAGUUAAAUCUCCCACUGGUUCACGAAAAUCACUGAGCAAAAAGGUCAAGUCAGUAAAGGAAACUAUGAGGCGGAGAAUGACAAAGAAAUACAACAGCACUACACCUGAGCAGGAUUCUCCUUCUGAUGGAGUGCUGGGCUCUCCUCAAGUUUCAAAUGAUGCCUCCAUUCAGCUAGACAAGCCCAAGCUGACUGGCGGCAGUUCAGUAGAAAGUCUGCGAAGUUCCUUGAGUGGCCAGAGUUCAAUGAGUGGUCAGACAGUCAGUACCACAGAUUCAUCAGCCAGUAACCGAGAAAGCGUCAAAUCUGAAGAUGGAGAGGAUGAAGAAUCUCCCUAUCGGGGGCCGCUUUGUGGCCGGGCUCGGGUUCACACUGAUUUCAUUCCCAGCCCCUAUGAUUCAGAUUCACUCAAACUCAAGAAAGGAGAUAUCAUAGAAAUAAUCAGUAAACCUCCCAUGGGCACGUGGAUGGGUCUCCUCAAUAACAAAGUUGGGACAUUCAAAUUUAUCUAUGUGGACAUUUUGAAUGAAGAAGAGGUGAAACCAAAGAGGCCCACAAGGAGAAGGCGAAAGGAGAAGCCUCCGAAAGCCCAAACUGUGCAGGAGCUCCUGGAACGUAUUAGCCUACAGGAGCACACACCAACUUUCCUGUUGAAUGGAUAUGAAGACUUAGACACUUUCAAGCUCCUGGAGGAGGAGGAUUUGGAUGAACUAAAUAUUCUGGAACCACGGCACAGGGCCAUACUGCUGACUGCAGUGGAGCUUCUGCAGGACUAUGACAGUAACAGUGAUGUGGAGCGAGCUGUUCAGGGCAGCUCUCAAGAGAUCCUCUUCGAACAGUGCUGUCGAGAUCUGCAUGGACACUCUCCACGGGAUUCAGGCUGCUAUGAGAGCAGUGAAAAUCUGGAAAAUGGCAAAGGUAGAAAAUCCUGGCCCCAAGGCUCAACUAAGUCAUCCUCAAAUCCCGGACCGCAAUUUAAACGCUCAUCGUCAAACUUUCCAGGACUCCAGCGAACUAAAUCUGCAGAAAACCUGCAGUUUGGAAGAGGUAAAGAGAAAAGGAUUGUUAAACCCUCAUUUCCACACAACUCCAGAAACUCUGAGCAUUUACACAGAACAGGAAAGUUUGGUCAUUUCAUAUAUGCAAUGACCCCGAAAGCAACAAGUCAUGAGAAGCAACAGAUCAGAGCGACUGUGAGUUGUGAGAACUUGGUGAUUCUCCAUCCUGUUGAGAAGCCUUGGCGAAGGUUUCAUUCUUUAGAUAAGAUUCAGAGUGAAACUGGCUCUAAAUCAAAGGCUCCUUCAGUCACUGAGACAUCUGUUGCUCUGCCUCCCCAAACUACAGGCAGUACAGGAUCAGAAAUCGAGAAAAACUCUAGCACCAGCCUUUACGCUCGGAGUACAAAGAAGUCCUGUGAACCCGAUGCAACUCCUCAUGUGACUCCAGAAAUUCACGGAGAAGAAAACAAUUGUGAACUAUCAGAUUGCAUGUCCAAAAUAGCCCUUCAAACUCCAGAAGACGAGAGCCGCCAAACUCCACACAAAGAGUGUGCCUUUCAGCUUGAAGCCACAGUAAUUCCACUUCAAAGUAAUGAACAAAGCAGUCAUUUUACAGAGGGAUUCAAAACCAGGCCAGCUGUGUGCGAUUUAAAAGGAAGCGAGCAGUUUGUGACUGAUAGCAGGACACAUUCCAGAAAGCCUUCGCAGCCGCCUCCAGUACCUGCCAAGAAAUGUAGAGAGCAUAUGGUAAAUGGAGUUUAUCGUCCACCCUUAAUUUUGAACAACAUCUUGACUGGUUCAGAUGGAUCUCCUCUACCAGUUAAAAACUCAAACGCUUCCAGCACCAGUGAGUGUGGGCUGGUUAUUAGUGUGCGUGCUCCUUCUACCAUUGCAGAGGGGCUCAAUGCUCCCUUGGCCACACAGGCACCCUGGUGUCAUGCAAUGCCAGAGACUGCCUGCAUACAGCAGCUUGGCGUUAAAUUGGGCCCUGUAUCAGCAAGAAAAGCUUCCUGGAUACGAGAGCCAGAUCAAGAGACAUUAAUAGAAAAGAAGUUAGAAUCCGAAGGGAUCGACCUCACAGACAAACCCUUUUCUGAUAAGCACGGUCGUUGUGGGAUUCCGAUUGCACUGAUCGAGAGAUACGCAGAAGAGCUGGGGCAUCCUGUCAACCAUAUGGCUGCAAAUAUGGACCAAAUACGAAUAAAACAGCUCCUAAAGCAACAUCGCAUGGGAAUUCCGAGUUCCCUGAAUGAGAUGAGCAGAAAAUCUUUAGUUCCUGGAAACGUGAAAUCACUCUCCAAGUAGCUGAUCUUCAUCGGACUCCUCGUGCACAUCACUUGCCUUCACAGCAGCUGGUUACAGCACACUGGAACAAUUACAAACCAAUCUUGGAACACGAUUAAAAUACAGUACAGUAUGACUACUAAUGUAGUGCUGAGGAGUUGGCUAAUUAAAAGAUAAGUGUGAAAGAUACCAGAGUACAAUAAUACUGGAGGGCUAAUAGGCACAAGAGGAAUUAUUUUGUUAUUCUAUAGUGGUGAGCUACAUGCAGUGACUAUUUUUUCUUUUUUCCCUGGGAGCUGCAGAAAGAGCAAUAAUAUAACAUGUAGACACUGGGUGAAUGCAGAGAGGAAUAUCUGAAAACAUUAGCUCUGAUUGGAGUGCAUUAAAUUGCCAUUCAGAAAGUCAGCCCAUUAUAUUAUCUGGCUUAUUUAUCUUACAAUUGGCAAGAAAUAAAAGCACUCAAAAAGAAACAUGAACAGAAAGUUGGGUAUUAUAUCACUACUCAUUAUUUUGGUUAUUAAAUGCCUCAGUUUGCUAUUGCUUUGCUUGCCUUAGCAAUAGAAUUUCAACUUCACCAAAGUAACCUGAAAAUGCAAAUCCAUUACAAGGUAAACUUAAAUAUAGUCUGUUAGUAUUUUAUAAUGGUACAAAGUCGUCAGUUUUUUUUUAUAUAUUAGCCUUGGACCUGUCUAUAUUUUUUACUGUAGCAAAAUGUUGACUAUUUUAUGCUGCCUUAACAGUAAAACCAUUAUUUCAUAAAGGUGGAAAUUAGAUUUGGAAGAAUCCAGAAAUACCGCUAUAAUAAUUUCCAGUGUAUUUUGCUCGUGGCAGUGGUAAAUUUUAGCUCAAAGACUAUUUUAAAUAUUCACUAAUGAAACAAAGCACCUGCUUUUGUCUACCUUUCAUGCAUUUACAAAUGACAGCAGUAUAUUGUCAAUAGGUUUCCAGUCCUCAGUUCUACAAAUUAAGCAUCACACUUACAUUGUAAUCUUCGUGUUUGCAUAAGCAACGUUCUUACAAUAAAAUAGUUUUAUCCGUAAUCUGGUUCCAUCCAAACCUAUUAUUUCUGUACUGUACAAACUGAUUAUUCUAGUAACAGCUUGGGAUAUUUUCUGGACAGAAUCCAAGUCACAUUUCUAUAAAUUGAUAUUGAGUUCAAAAUACUAAAGGGCAACACAAAAUUAUAGAAUAACUAACAAUGUUGCACUUUGUGUAUAUGAAAAUAUUUAAAUAACUUAUUUGCUUCAUUUCCUUAAAAAAUGUAAGUAACUGUAAUAUACGCAGCAAAACAUUCUUUUAAAAUGUAGUCAAAAAAUGCUGUAAUUUGUGUCAUGUGAGGUAUAUAUGUGUUCAAAAUUUUAAACCAUUUCAUUUAGCAAAUUGUCUAUAAAAAGUGUUUCUUCAAUAAAGUAACAA
Molecule: messenger RNA, 5418 nt
Organism: Callorhinchus milii (elephant shark)
Lineage: Eukaryota; Metazoa; Chordata; Chondrichthyes; Chimaeriformes; Callorhinchidae
Gene: sash1a
Product: SAM and SH3 domain containing 1a
Exons: 20
Coding region: 16-4023 (1335 amino acids)
Molecular function (GO): protein binding
Source: RefSeq, a predicted model, not a curated record